AUGGACGAUCGAUCCGUACUGCACUACGAGCUCGGCUUCUAUGAGAAAAGUGGCAGUCACUGCUAUCGUGGCAGUCUCACGUUCGCUCUUCGCUACGACUUCAUUCAUCGUGUGCUGAUGCUGCACGUGAUUCGCGCGAACCAUCUGAAUGUUGAGGAGAAAGGUCGAACCGUUGAUCCGUAUGUAAAGAUGUACUUACUACCAGAAAGGAGGAAUCACUGCAAAACGCGGAUUUGCAAGAAGUCAUUAGAUCCAGAAUUCAACGAAAUGUUCUCAUUUGACGUUCCCUUCAAUAGCCUCUCUGGAAGGAUGUUACAGGAAAAGAAUGACUUCGGCGAUUUGUUAUUGUACUUAUUAUACUCCCGUAAUGAACAGAAACUUUAUGUGACAGUAGCGAAAGCAUACAAUCUCCGACCAAUGGAUAUAACUGGUGCAUCUGAUCCAUAUGUUAAAGUGGAGCAGAUAUAUAGAGGAAAACGGGUAAAGUUGCGGAAAUCGAGCUGUAAACGCGCCAAUCUAAAUCCCGUCUAUCACGAAACAUUAGAGUACGAUCUUCCAUUGAAUCAGGUGGCCGAGACGAACUUCCUUGUGCAAGUGAUGGAUUGGGACAGGAUAGGAAAGGACGAUCUACUCGGAUGCUGUGUGCUUGGGAAAGAUAGCCCAACGCCAGAGGGAAGACUCCAAUGGGAAAACUGUUUUCUUUCACUUUCUCAAAACGGUUCCAAUGACCAAAAACGGAAACCCAUUGGACAAUGGCAUAGCAUCUUGUCGGAUGUUCCUGAGCAGUUCAGAAACGUUCCAAAGGCCAAGAAAUAG
Angiostrongylus costaricensis is the source of this 816-nucleotide messenger RNA. Lineage: Eukaryota; Metazoa; Nematoda; Chromadorea; Rhabditida; Metastrongylidae. The record is from the annotation of a GenBank genome assembly.